Stegastes partitus (bicolor damselfish) is the source of this 3759-nucleotide messenger RNA. It is a transcript of the gene rassf3, whose product is annotated as Ras association domain family member 3. Gene Ontology annotation, biological process: signal transduction. The transcript is spliced from 7 exons. NCBI's taxonomy places the organism in Eukaryota, Metazoa, Chordata, Actinopteri, Pomacentridae. The record is from RefSeq and is a predicted model, not a curated record. The coding region runs from base 240 to 1511 and encodes 423 amino acids. Gene Ontology annotation, cellular component: cytoplasm.
CUCAUUGAGGGAGUCUGGAGCGCAGUUGUUCCUGGAGCGCGUCGCGCUGCUCCGCUGGUUGAAAUGAGAUCCAACCCGUUCUGCCGCACAGCUCGGACUGCCUCAACCUGCUCCCCGACACCCAGCCGGAGGACGGCACCACUCACCAGUCGGGCAUCAGCUGCUCGCAGAGACGUCACACCUGUGGCUGCUCAGCGCACCUCGGCUCGUUACGCAGCGGACUAUGAAGAUCGUGCGUAAUGUUUAACGUCGUGCACCAGGGUCGGAAAUACGCCCCCACGCGCUCCUCGGUUACGGACGACUCUCCGUUAACGGUUCAGGCGCUUCAUAUCAUCAGAUCUCCCGGUACACUCAACGAGGCACCGGAGGCGACGUGGCCGCCGCCGGGCGCCAAGAUGCGGAUCUCCAAAGGCGCGGUGGUGGUGAGAGCUGUCCGGCGACUCCCGUCUCCUCAGCCGCCCAGCCUGGAGAGCCUGGAGGCGGCGUGGAGCGAGAGAGGGCAGCCGGAGGCGAAGCCCCGGAGCCCGGAGAGGAUAAACGCUGCAGCGGAGGGACACGGAGGAGGAGGAGGAGGAGGAGGACCACCCCGGAGCAGGAGGAAGGGCUUCAGACCCCCCGAUGUGAGGACUAUCUUCUCCCCCGGAGAGAAGGACCCCAGGGUGCAGGAGGAGUCCGGGGAGGGACACAGCUUCCAGGCCGGAGGAGAGAACACCUGGUGUGAUGUGUGCUGCUACUACAUCUUCCAGCAUGGACUCACCUGUGAAGGUUGUAAAUACACGUGUCACGCUGCAUGUCGGGAAAGAGUGUCGCUGGACUGUCAUCCUGCAGCGUCGCCCGUCAGUCAGGACCAGCUCAACAACAACACGCCGCUCCAUGAUGUGGAGAAGGAGAGGGAGUUGCGGACAGAGUUCAGCAGGGAGGAAAUCAGGCAGAAGAUCGAGCAGUACAACUCGCUGACCAAAGACCACCUUAAAAUGACAAUGGGCCCCACCGGUGCGUACACCGGGUUCAUCAAGGUCCAGAUGGAUCUGAGGAGGCCGGUGACGGUGAGAGGAGGUCAAAGAGGGGCAGGGGGAGCCGUGGUGGGGGAGGCCUUCUAUCUGCCCCGAGGAGUCACCAACACCCUCCACAUCAGCUCCUGUAACACAGUCAGACAGGUGAUCGUCGCCCUGCUGAACAAGUUCACGGUCGCAGACAACCCGGCUAAAUACGCCCUGUACAAGCGCUACCGCACAGAGGAGCAGGUGUAUGUGUGCAAGCUGGCGGAUGGCGAGCAGCCGUUGUUUCUUCGUCUGGUGGCGGGACCCGACGCCGACACGCUCAGCUUCGUGCUGAGAGAGCAGCAGACUGGAGAAGUCAUGUGGGACGCCUUCUCCAUCCCCGAGCUGCGGAACUUCUUGCGAAUCCUCGACAAGGAGGAAGACGAGCAGAGGGAGGCGGUGAUUCGCCGCUACGACACCUACCGGCAGAGACUGCAGGAGGCGCUGAGGGAGGUCAGGGGGCCUUCUUAGAGGAUUUAACCUCAAGGGAACAGGACUGCUGCCCCACAGAGGGACAGAGGAGGUGUCUUUUUUUUUUUUAUUUAAAAAAAAAAAAAUCCUCCGAGGAGAUAAUUGUGUACAUUUUGACGGAUGGAGGGAUGUGAACGCAGAAUGAGGAGAGAAGAUCCAGCGCCCGGGAGACGGGGGGAUACAGAUGGAUAGACGGAUCAUAGAGGAUGACAAGAGGACAGAAAAAACUAACUGAGAGACGGCAAGAGAAAGACAAUAAAAGGACGGCUGGACGUGAUUUGCUUUGAGGCUGCUGGAGUUUGAUUCAGCCUGGAUUCACGACUUCAACCUGCUGCCUGCUCACACCAAAGAUUCACCCGACUGUGCCAUAUUCAUGGAUCCUCUCUGCCCUCCGUCCAUCCUCCUCUUCCUCUCCUCUCACUCUGUCACAUAAUUUAUGCAGUUUAUCCUCUUUCUUUCCCCACUUUCUCUCCUUUAAACUUGUGAAAGACUCAAGGCCAUAUGUUGAGUUAUUUUUUUAUUUAAUUUGUUUUAAGAGUCUGUACAUAUUUUUUUUUUCUUAAUUUAUAUGGGUGAUGCUUUUUGUGUAUUUUUUUUUUUUUUUUUUUAAACAAAGUCUUAUUUUAGUUUAUCCUACAGAGGCGGAGCAACAAUCUGGUUGUUGACACAGACACAGAGAAUAGUUUAUAUGACAGAUGCUUGAUGUAAAUACACAGAUAAGACAAACAGAACCGUACAUAUUAGGUUUAUUACUUUGAAAUCACAAACGGGCCCAGAGGCUGCAGUUGCAUCCACAUGAUGGUUGUAGCGGAAGAAUCAGAGCGUAACCGGAGGUCUGGAUCAUUGAUUUGUCCUGCUCAUGCUAGCCUGACAAUCGAGAUAGAUUUCAAAGGUGAGGGAAGAAGUAGCGUGCAUGUUGUAUGGAGUCUCAAGUGUGCCAAAUGAAACUUGGAUUUUUUUUUUGUAAUCAAUUGCAAUCAAAACAUAUAUACCUAUUUUUUAUUAUUAUUUUUUAGAACAAUUUUUUGUCAUUUUUAAUUAUUAUUUAGCAAUUCCAUUACAAAUUAAAAGUAAAUAGAUAAAUUAAUUGGCGAAUUUAACUAUUUUUUUCCCCCUGAAGGGUCCAUUAAUGAGUAAUUCUGUCUUGAAAUGAAAUAUUUCUUUCUUGAGCUGGAAUUCCAUCGUGUUUAUAUCUCCUUGUACUCACACAGCGUUGGAAUUAAAUCUAAAAAUACGUUUUAACAACUUUAUUUAUACUUUUUGUAGUCUCUUGUAAUUAUUGCUGGCACAUUUCAGACUCCAUAAAAGUCAGGCUGAAACUGAAUGUUGUAGCUGAAGGUACGUAGAAGCAGAUUUCAUGUUCAGUGUGACGGAAAACAGACACGUAGACUCCUAACUCGUAAUCAAAGAGGUUUCAGUAGAAAGAAUAAAAGAGUCUGAAAUAGAAGAUUGUGAGGAAAGGAAGUAGUUUAGUUUUGGUUGCAGUCAGUGAAAAGUGUUGCUUGAAGAUAGAGAGUUAGAACGAUCAGAAGAAACUGGUGGGAUUUUAAAAGCCUUUGUUUGCAUUUCCAAACCACCAGCAGCAGUUUGAUGAAGCGUGAAAUGAACGGACUGACGUGAUUGGAGUAGACGAGACCCCUGAUCUUUGACCCAGCCUGGUCAGAGCGGGGAAGGCUUGAGACUGGUUUCUGGAAGUUGACUGAGCGGUUUAGAGGAAGUAGACAAGAAACAUUAGAUGUAGGAAGGAAGAGAAACACAGAAGAGGACAAGUUCUGUUUUCUUUAUUUGUUUUAUACGAGGAGCAAAUACAUGAGAGAGAUUGUCAUACGAGCAGCGUGACCGUGGCCUGGAGGACGACGACGGGUUUUUCCUCCAACCACGACUCACUUUGAUUAACUGCUUGUUCAACUUUUUGCUCCUAUAAUCCACAACUGAGAGAAAAGGAGGUCUGUAAGCGCUGAUAGCUGCAGAGAACAGGGGAGGGAAAAAUGGCUGCAUUGUCCUGCUCUCCUGCGUCUGUCCUGUGUGUCCGUCAGCAGCCAUUCAUUUCUAAUGCAUGUGUUUUUGUGCUCUUAUCUCAAGUUGAAAUGUGCAGCCUUGACCUCCUUGUCAACCUGGGUUUGUCUUUCUUUUUUUUGUGUGUGUGGAUGAAACGGGGUCAGAUGUUCUAGAGGGAAAGGACUGAUAGUAGUAGAGAGAGUAAAGGUUUGAAAAACUUUACACAAGAUAUGCAUCAGCAAGUGCAAAA